Molecule: messenger RNA, 8645 nt
Organism: Vicia villosa (hairy vetch)
Lineage: Eukaryota; Viridiplantae; Streptophyta; Magnoliopsida; Fabales; Fabaceae
Product: putative disease resistance RPP13-like protein 1
Exons: 12
Coding region: 2580-6323 (1247 amino acids)
Biological process (GO): defense response to other organism
Molecular function (GO): ADP binding
Source: RefSeq, a predicted model, not a curated record
AGCCCCCACAUUGGGGGCGGACGAUGGUGAUGGAGCUGGGGGCGGCCGGCCACUGGUGCAGCGGCGGAGCACCCUCCUCUUCACGGUGGUGCUGCUAUUUGUUCAUCUUCUACCCCUCUCUCAAGCCUCCAUUAAAUACAUGAAAAAAGCUUCAGGAAAUCAUGGUAAAAAGUGCAUUGGGACGCGAUAACAGAAGCCUUGACGUGGAACCAAACAUACACUAAGCUACUUUUAUGAUCAAAUCAAUUCCAAAACAGCGGCAUAAUCCAAGUAAACACCAUAUACAUUCAACAAGAACAUUUCUUACAAGCAAGAACAUGAUCGGUGGCAUGGGAUGAAGAGAGUUUAAGGCUUACCGACGGAGCGGGGAUUUGCUCCGGUUAGUAUUGAAAAUUGUCGAUAAGUUCACCAACGAGAAACGCGGAAAACUUCAAAGUAAGCUUUUUUUCACUCCAAUUAAUUUCCAAUGAUGACAAUGAUUGAAUAUAGAUGAAUAAUCUUGAAUAUUACUUGUUAAAACUUUGAUGAUGAAUGUAGAUUAGAACUUUGAAGUAAAAUGAUGAAUAUAUGUUGAUGAAUGUGGUAAACCUUUAAGCCAUGAAACUUGAUGAAAUCUUGGAUGAUGAUGAUGAUUGAAUAAUUGUUAGAUGUAGAAUAUAACAUUUGCACUUGAAUAUGAAUAACAUUGAGAUGAUAACACUUGAAUUUUGUUGAUUCUUGAAUGAUGAAUACUUGUGGAAUUGUUGUAUUUUGUUGAAUUUUGGAUGGAGGUUUAGUUUCACCAAUCUAGAAUUUCCAUUUUUGAAAUUCUAGAUGGUGAUGGUGAUGAACUUUAGUGAUGGUUAGGGAUGAAGAAAGUAAUGGAAACUUGAGAGAGAGUGGAGAAAAAUGAAAGUACGAAAAUGGUUAAAAUGCUUAGGUCCCCAAAAUUAUGGAAAUGAAGGAUUUUUAUAGUUUUUGUGGGUGGUUGUGAACCUUUAGAUUGUGAUCCAAGUUAGAAGUUUAUCAAUGGUCGAAAAGCAAUUAGAGGCUUAGUUGUGGAUCAUUAACCGUAGCCGUUGGAUGAAAAGUUAUCAAUGGUGGAGGUAUAGUAGAAAAUUGGUUUGAUUUUGUGUUAGUUUGAAAACUUUAAGGAAGUUGAAGUUAGUUAAGGGUAAAUAUGUAAAUGCAUGAGUUUGAGAAUAAAUAGGUAGUUGAAGGAAGUUAGAGGGAAGACAUGUUGAGGUUUAGCAUAAAUACCAAGUCUCAAUGUAAGACUAAUGGUCACUUGAACUAAACUUGAAUUUUGCUUUGUAUUUCCUUUUGAAUUUACCUUUGAAUUGACCACUUUUACUUGAAUUUUGGUGAAUUAAGCCAUUCCUUUGGAAGUUCUUUUUCGAGAAGUGAUUUUGCUGGAAAUAAGUGCUUUUGUUGGUGGUCAAAUUCUGACUUUUUACUUGAGAAGUACAUAAACCCCCUAAGCGUGAGGCCUGGUAAGGGCGAUAUGCUUAAGUUUAUCGGUUGGCAGAUUAUCCGAGAUAUGCAUCCCGAACGUACAUAAGUCCUAAAGUAGUUUAUCGGUUGCUUUAUUUUACUGUAUAUCCGAGAUCUUAUUUGUUUUGAUACUAAACAAUGAUAGUUUGUAUCCGUGUUAUUUUGUGUUUAUUAUAUUCUUCCUAAAGUAUUUCCUACUAAAUUAAGUUGAUAAAAUGGACAGUUAUAUUUUAUUUUUUAUGUUGAGAAUCACAACAAUCUGUUUCUCUACAUAUUUCAAUUUAUUUAUAUUUUUCAAACAAUUUUAAAUGGAAAAAAUGCAAUAUAAUACAUAUAUCAUUUUCUUAUAUAUCAAUAGCACACUCGAAAUUUAACUCACUAAUCAAUUUUUAUUUUUAUUAUAAGAAGUAUUUUGAAAGAUAUGGAUUUAAAACUUAUUUUAAAUUAAAAUUUUUAACAACACAAGAAUCACUCCAAAUAAAUAAUAUUUAGUUAGCUGAGUAUAUUUCCUAUAACUUACCACCACUUCUCAAAAGACAAGAUCUUGUAUUGAGUUUCUAUUUGGGGUCACAAAUUCAAAUUCCAAUAAAUACAAAAAUAUAUUAUUUCAAAUAUUAUUCAUUUUAACAUUAAAAUAAUAAAAUUUAAAAUUCAAUAGUGAUAUAUGAUUUAUAUGAAACAAAUUUACUUAUUAUUAUACAUGGAUGAAAUGUAUAAUAAUAAGUAAACAGCACAUGUGAGUUGUGAGCAGAAACUUAGUACUCCUAUGUAUUUUUAAUACAUUACUUAAUACUCCACUAGUCUCGUUUCCCUCGAAGAAUCUGUUUUUUUUGUUCAGUACGUAGUUGUUUAAGGAGACCAAUAAUACUCCACUAUUAUUUUAUUUCUAUUUGAGGGAACAGUUCAAUGAAUUAUAUUUCCAUGACAGUGAAUUAUUAAGAUAAUUAUUAAUUUAUUUUUGUUGACAGACACUGUAGCUUUUUCUUCUAUACAUUGCAACUUGCAUCAAGUUACAAGUCUUGUUAACUUGCAUUUCCUUCUACUUUGCAUUGCAUUUUCUUUCCGCUUCAAUUUUUCAAACUGUUCUUACUCUCUUGAACUAAGUUAUGGCGACUAUUGUUGGAGGAGCACUUCUUUCAGCUUCCAUGGAGAUGUUGGUGACAAAGGUUGUUUCUGGUGAGUUUCUUGAUUUGUUUCGGAGGACUAAGCUUGACGUUGAGCUGUUGGAAAAGCUGGAGAUAACACUGCUGAGUCUUCAAUCUGUACUUUAUGAUGCUGAGGACAAACAGAUCACUAACCCUGCUGUCAAGAAGUGGCUGGAGAUGUUGCAAGAUGCCGUCUUUCAAGCUGACGAACUGUUCGACGAAUUCAACACUGAAGCUUUAAGGUGCAAAGCUGAAGGUGGUCAGGUUCUUAAUAAGUUUUUGUCUUAUUUUAAGAGGUUUAAUAAAAAGAUCAAUUCUAAACUACAAAAAUUAUUUGGAAGAUUAGAACAUUUGAGAAACCAAAAUCUUGGAUUGAAAGAAGGUGUUUCCAGCUGUGUUAGGAAUAUAACUCCUACAAGUCCUUUUUUAGGAGAUGAAUAUGCUAUUUAUGGUAGAGAUGAUGAUAGAAAGAAUCUCAAAGAGUUUUUGCUUUCAGAGGAUGGUUGUGAUAGUGGAAAUAAAAUAGGAGUGAUUUCCAUUGUGGGUAUGGGAGGGUUAGGAAAAACAACACUAGCUAAACUCCUUUACCAUGACCGUGAUGUGAAGGAGAAGUUUGAAGUCAGAGGGUGGGCACAUAUUCCAAAAGAUUUUGAUGUUGUCACCAUCACUAAAACCAUUCUUAAAUCUGUCAUUUCAGAAACAAUUACAGACACUGACUUAGUUAAACUCGAAGUUCAAUUGCAGCAAAGUUUAAGUAACAAAAAGUUUUUGUUAGUACUGGAUGAUAUAUGGUAUGGAAACUAUGUUGGUUGGAAUAGUCUAAGUGAUAUCUUUAAUGUUGGACAAAUAGGAAGUAAGAUCAUCAUCACAACUCGAGAUGUAAGAGUCGCACUACCCAAGCAAAAAUCUCUCUAUGUCCACCAUUUAAGAUCUUUAGAAACUGAAGAUUCUUGGUCUUUAUUAGCCAGACAUGCAUUUGUAGAGACAAACUACCAACAACAUCCCAGUUUAGAAAUAACUGGUAGAGAAAUUUCCAAAAAAUGUGGUGGCUUACCAUUAGCUGCCGUAGCAUUGGGGGGUAUUCUUCGCACCAAUUUGUCACAAGAUCAUUGGAAUGAUGUAUUAAAAAAUAGUAUUUGGGAACAUACAAAUGAUGAGGUGCAGCCAGCUCUGCUAUUGAGUUAUCGGUUUCUUCCAACUUCUUUAAAAGGAUGCUUUGCUUAUUGUUCAAUUUUUCCAAAGAACUCAAUCUUAGUGAAAAAGAUGGUGGUUCAGUUGUGGAUUGCAGAAGGCUUAGUACCUCGUCCUGAAAUUGAGAAUAGUUGGGAAAAAGUAGCAGAAAAAUACUUUGAUGAACUAGUGUCAAGGUCUCUGAUACGUCAACGGUUCCUUGCUCACGAGGAAAACAACUUUGAAAUGCAUGAUCUAAUCAAUGAUUUAGCUAUGGCAGUUUCAUUUCCGUAUUGUAUUAGGUUAGACAAACAUAAGCCAGAUGAAAGGGUGCGACACUUGUCAUACGACACAAUAGAAUAUAACUCAUACAAUAAAUUUGAAAAAUUGCAUGGACUAAAUGGUCUACGAACCAUUUUACCGAUGCGGUUCCAAGCUUCACGGGUGUAUGUCAAUUUCGAGUCGUGGAAGUUAUUUUUUGACUUGUUGUCAAAAAUGACACACUUACACGUGUUGUCUCUUUCAUACUAUGAAAAUAUCAUAGAGUUACCGAACUCUAUUGGAAAUUUAAUUUACUUGCGAUACUUGAAUCUCUCCGGCACUCAAAUUAAAAGGUUGCCUUCAGAAACAUGCAAGCUUUACAAUUUGCAGACGUUGUUGUUGUCAUAUUGCUAUAAACUCAUUGAAUUGCCAAAAGACAUGGGGAAAUUGGUGAAACUACGCCACCUUGACAUCAGAAACACUGGUCUGAAGAAAAUGCCGACACAAAUAUCCAAAUUAGAAAAUCUACAAACAUUGUCGGACUUUAUUAUGAGCAGCGUUAAGGAUGUUGGAUUGAAGAUUGAAGAUCUUGGAAAAUUUUCCCAUCUACGAGGAAGCCUUUCCAUCUCACAUCUUGAAAAUGUAAUUGACUCAUCUCAAGCUUCUCAAGCAAACUUGGAGAUGAAAAACGAAAUUGACGAGUUGGAACUAGGAUGGUCUUACACUGCUCCUUCAAACUCACAAAUACAAGUACUCGAACGGCUGCGUCCGUCGACAAAUUUGAAGAGUUUGACCAUCUCUGGAUUUGGUGGAGACAAAUUAUCAAAUUGGAUGGGAGAUCCUUUAUUUGUAAACAUGGUGUGUUUGAAGAUCACAGGGUGUAAAAAAACUUCAGUGCUGCCAUCCCUCGGGCAACUAGGUAAUCUAAAAGAAAUAUUUUUUAGUGAGAUGGAAUCUGUAAAGAGUGUUGGUACCGUGUUCUAUGGAAGUGGUUCUUCUUCAUUUCAACCAUUUACCUCUUUAGAAACUCUAAGUUUUGAAGAUAUGCCAGAGUGGGAGGAAUGGAAGUUAAUUGGAGGUACAUCUAUAGAGUUUCCUAGUCUUAUACGUUUGUUUCUAAACCGCUGUCCGAAACUGAAAGAAAACAUACCUGGCAACCUUCCUAAGCUCGAAAGAUUGUCACUUGAAAAUUGUCCCAAACUUGAAGGGAUGCCACCCAACAAUCUUCCUUCUCUUGCAGUCCUGAGGUUAGAGGAUUGUCCCUUAUUGGUGGGGUCAAGACAUUCUAUUACAAACCCACCAUCUGACGUAUUCAGCCAAUUGGUGAUUUGUCUCAAUUCUCUUCAAAAGUUGACCUUAGACAAUAUUCCAUCUCUAACAUCCUUUCCGAUAGACGGUCUUCCCAAAACCUUACGAUCUCUCUCUAUCUUUUUCUGUAAGAAUCUAGAGUUCUUUUCUCAUGAAUCUUUUCAUAAUUACUCAUCACUCAAGGAUUUGGAUAUAUCCUGUAGUUGUAAUUCAAUGACAUCAUUUACCUUGGGCUCUCUCUCUGUCCUAAAAAAUCUACGUAUUUACAAUUGUAAACAUUUAAAAUCCAUAUCAAUAGCAGAAGAUGCAUCGGAACCAAAUCUAGUGUUUCUUAGAAGCAUCGAAAUAGGGCAAUGUGAUGAACUGGAGUCAGUUUCUCUAAGUGGAUUGCCAUAUCCUAAACUCACUGAUUUAAGUUUAUGGAACUGUGAGAAUUUACGUUUUCUACCUGAAUCAAUAAAGACUCUAACUAGCCUUCAAAAAAUGGAAAUUCACGACCUUCCAAAUCUGCAGCAAUCGUUUUCCAUAGAUGAUUUGCCUAACAAUUUACGGGAACUGACGGUUGGCAGAGUUGGAGGGAUUUUGUGGAAUACAACUUGGGAACAUCUCACUUCUCUCCCGGACUUGUAUCUUUUGGGUGAUGAUAUUGUGAAGGGGCUGAUGAGAACGCAAGUUCCGUUUCUACCCACUAAUCUUGUUUCCUUACAGAUUUCUGAGCUUAAAGAUAUAGAAUGCUUGGAUGGGAAGUGGCUUCAAAAUCUCACCUCUCUCCAUAAACUUGAGAUUGGUGAAGCCCCCAAGCUCAAGUCAUUGCCAGAAAAGGGGGAAUUGCCUUCCUCUCUUAAAGAACUGUAUAUAGAUCAUUGUUCGUUAUUGGAAGCAAAUUUGCAGAGGAAGAAAGGGAAAGAGUGGAGUAAGAUUUCUCACAUUCCCAAAAUAUAUGUAAAUCAGCAAAUCAUAAAAUGAGGUAUUACAUAAAGGUUUUCAUUCCAUUUGGGGUUCAAAUUGAAAUGAAAUGCUUCCUGUUCUCACAUCAAAAUCCCUUUGAUUCUUCAUUAUAUUGAGAGUUCCAAACAGACAAGUCACAUUCUCAAAGAGGUUAUCAUAAAUGGGUUGCUCAACAAGUCUAAAAUUGUUGAUUCUGAGAUGGAGGAGAUUCUAAGAGAAGAAACAGCAAAGCAAGAGACAACAAUUCAGUCUGUCGUUUCUAUUCAUUUUAAAGGCAAAUUAUGUUCCUCAACAUUGCUGUGCAUGGCUUGGGAUUGCUAGCAUGUUUCCGGAAGAGGUGAAUCAUGGCCCAGCUGCAGUUUCUAUGGAUCAUUUCUUAUUUUUACACCCAUCUCUAAUCUUAAAUAGAUAUAAUGCUUUGAUGGAAAAUGACUUCAACACAUUGUUUGAAGAGGGGAAGAAAGUGUGCAGAAGAAACGAGGAAAAGAGUAUUGUAAGAUUGCUCACAUUCCUAGCAUGCUUAUAGAUUAUGAAUUGAUCUUAUUCACAUUCCUUGCAUCAUGUUCCGAUCGGUGGCUGAAAUUCAGAAUUCAAACCGCAGACAAGUCAUAUUUCUAAGAUGGUGAAGAUUCUAAGAGAGCAAGUUGUAAACUAGAUAGAAAACAAGUACAACUGUCGGGCACAGUGAUGGAGAAAUCUAGAGGAAUUGCAAAAUUACUCAUGGAUCAACUGGACCUCGCAAACCAAGAGUAUAACCGAUGAAGCAUUUAACGAAAUGAUGCACUCUGCAAGACUUCAUGGUUGGCUUCCUGAACAUUGUUGUGCAUGGCUUGGGAUUGCUAGUAUUUUUUCGGAAGAGGUGAAAAAUCAUGCCCCGACUGCAGUUUCUAUGGCUCAGUUCUCAUUUUUACACACCUCUAAUCUUAAAGAGAUAUAAGGCUUCGAUGGAAAGUAACUUCAACACGUAGUCAGAAGAGGGAAAGCAAGUUUGCGGAAGAAACGAGGAAAAGAGUAAUAUUGGGGGCUGAAAUUCAGAAUUCCAACUGCAGAUAAAGUCAGAAUUCUAAGAUGGUGAAGAUUCUAAGAGAAAAAUUACAAGCUAGCUAGAAAACAAGUGUAUGUGUUUUCUCAAUCUGUGAGAUUACAAAAUUUGUUAGUUGAUACUUUCCUUUUUAUUUAUUGUAGGCAACUGUUGGGCACACUCAUGGAGAAAUCUAGAGGAAUUGCAAAAUUACUCAUGGAUCAACUGGAUCUCACAAACCAAGAGGAUAACCGACAAAGCAUUUAACGAAAUGAUGCAGUCUGCAAGACUUCAUGGUUAUUCUGAAAAGGCCUUUGUUAAAAGUAUGUUUGAUUUUGGAUUGUUUUGCAUUGGGAAGGAGUUUGUUAAAGCUGCCACCGAUACUAUUUUGAUAACAUUAUGGCACCUCAAAAAUCUGUCCAAUGAUAUUCCCUUCAAAUCUGAAUGGUCGAUAUCCGGAAAUUUCCAUACGUCUGCAGAGAGAUCCUCCACAUCAGUCAAGACACAUUCAUCCUAUAUUUGAGGCAUUCAAAAAUGGAGUAUCCCCGCCACCUUCAAGGAAAAGAAGAGAGCCAUCUUGGAAAGACUAAGAGUUUAGUUGAUCAUAGCAACAACUUUGCCUAGUUUUGUCAUAGGCACUGCAACACCUUUUUAUUGAAAAUUAGAAGAGUUGGCAAAUGCGAUCAUAAGGAGAAAAUUAGAGAGCGUGGCUAAGGAAAGGAUCUACGAUGUGUUCUUGAGUUUCAGAGGGGAAGACUGUCGUGCAAAAUUCAUUUCACAUCUCUAUACCUCCCUUGAAAAUGCCGGGAUUUAUGUUUUCAAAGACGAUGAUGGGAUUCGACGAGGAGAUCAGAUCUCAGUCUCACUUUUGGAAGCAAUUGGACAGUCUAGAAUCUGUAUCGUUGUUUUGUCAAGUAACUAUGCUAAUUCAAGAUGGUGUAUGCUAGAGUUGGAGAACAUCAUGGAAAUUGGCAGAAGCAAGAGUCUGGUGGUUAUACCAGUGUUCUAUGAGGUAGAUCCCUCAGAAGAGAGCCAUCAUGGAAAGACUCAAGAGUUUGGUUGAUCAUAGCAACAACUUUGCCUAGUUUUGUUGGAGACAUUGCACCACCUUUUUAUUGAUUUUUGUUUUCUGUAACAUGUAAAACAUAAAUAUGAUUAAUAAAACGGAACUACAGCUGCUCUGUAGUCGGAGACGUAGGCACAACUGGCCGAACUUCGUUAUCAAAUAUCGUGUGUUCUCUUUAUGUAUUUUUGUCGUAUUUGUUUAGUUUUGAAUUGGAAUUGUCGUUCUAACAAUUUAAAAUACAUUGAAUUUUGAA